Messenger RNA from Pseudophryne corroboree (corroboree frog), 6629 nucleotides. RefSeq lists its product as uncharacterized. Bases 103 to 6309 code for a protein of 2068 amino acids. Lineage: Eukaryota; Metazoa; Chordata; Amphibia; Anura; Myobatrachidae. The transcript is spliced from 5 exons. Gene Ontology annotation, molecular function: calcium ion binding. The record is from RefSeq and is a predicted model, not a curated record.
GUUUUCUGUAUAAAUUCAGACGGAGUCCACCCCAAUCACAGACAGCUGCUCACCUCUACAGCCCGCAGAAGAUAAUGCUGGAGAUCUAGAGAUUGAUCCACCAUGAAGACUACUUGGACACACAUUGGUCUCUGGACGCUUGUGCUUCUGCUGACCGCUCCACGUGUGGACAGUACAGGAGGAGAUGAAGAUGUACCUGAGGAAUUCAAGUACCUGGAAAAGCAGAGAUCUGGUGCUGGCUGGAGCCAGAAUGAUAUAAGCUUUGGAAACCAGAACUUACAGUCAUGGAAAGAGGCGUCACAGCAAAAAGAUAAUGAGAGACUGAAGCAGGUAGCUUUCACUGUCGGGGAAAAAGUGAAUAAAGAGACAAAGGAACUGGCAGAAAUGGACGCUAUAGACCAUGACAUGAUACUCCAGCUUGGAUCAGAUGAGACGGUCCAAAACGCUGCUGAAGCCUUGGUCAACAAGGAGACAACCGGGGAUCGUUCAAAAAGUUUGCUGCAGUGGGAUGAGCAAUUGGGACAAUUCCAACUCUUAAAGUUGAUAGGAAACAAUGCCAUUGAGAUAACAAAAAAUACCAAGUUCACUGUGGUAGGGCAUGGAGGGCAGAGAGAUGGCAAAGCGUCCGUGGGUGGAAAAACAGCAGAUCAGUUGUCUGAAGUCCUACUAAAGCUGAGGGAUCCCUCGUCCCCCCUGCACUGGUCAUCGGAUGUACGUAGGCUUGAGGAGAUUAGUAUAGUUUCUUGUGACAUUGGAGCAGGAAAACAAGGUGAAACAUUUGCCAAGGAGUUUUUGUUGGGCCUGAGAGAAGGACGACUCGCUGUCGGAUCAGUCACCAUUCGCACCACAAAGGCCGUAGUGCAGGAAGAUGGAAGCAAAGUGACGGUUGAUUUAGAUGACCCCGAGCUGUGGAGCAAACAUAAUCCAGCUCACAAGCGGAAGUUCUACCUGGGGGAGGAUGGCAAUCUCAGAGAGGUGAGCGAUUCUAGAGGGAGAAGCCCGGAGUGGAUAGAGGGCGAGAGAAUUGCCAUGGAGUACAACCCACUGGCCCCACGGCCGAUAGAUAAUAGGCCUCUAUAUUACCAAGAAAACAGGGUCGUCUACAGAAUUCCAGAUGAAUAUAUUACACAGUUUAUGGAGGGGAGGAUGACAGAAAUAUUUAGUCAAGGAAUGAAUACACAGCUGAAGGAAAACACGAUGGAUGUAUAUCACACAGAUCGUAACACAGGAAAUAUACUACAGGAAACGCUUGACGUUCGAACUGUAGCAGGUCUAGAUAAUUUACUGGACAAUAUUAAGGAUAUCAUACAAACUUCUAACAAUAUAAGACGAGAAAGCCUGGAAACAAGGAAGGAAAUGUUACAGAAAUACGGAAUAAUGAUAGACCAGAACACGGAUUUGGCAGAUACAUGGAGACAAAUCCAAAACAACAGAAACAUAAGAGAUCUGAGAAUACUUUUUAAUACAGUUCAGAACAAUCUAGAAAAUUCUGUGAAGUAUUAUAGCUUCAAAGAUUACAUCUACAGCAUAAACAUGAAAGACUUCUAUGUAAGGCUACAUGGAGCAACGGAUAGACAUCUAUUAGAUAACAAUUUUGCAGACCUUAAAGAGAAUAGUCAUGUUUCAUAUGAUUUAUUCAAAAACAUGAGAAAUGAGAGAACUUUUGGGAAAAUGGCAAACCAGUGGGUCAGUGGUGAGCAUGGGGAGAUCGGCGAGAUUAAUGGUUACGAUGGGAUGGCUGUUAUUGCCACUCAUAUUUCUGAGGUUGUUCGUAAUGCAGAAAUGUUCAUCACAAAUCGCUUGUUGUGGGAUCUUGUGCCUUCAUGGAAUACCUUUCGUAAUUUGCACCCGAUGACAAGAGGUUUGACGUGGACAGGGAACAAUGCAGCUAUAGGGAUGCGCUUUGAGACUGCUGAUCAGAACAUGAAAGAACAAGUUUCACAAAGGACUAUCUCCAUAAUGAAGAGGUGGAUAACUCGAAAAUUCAGGGAUAGAUAUUUUCGCACCGAUGCUUCAAAGAAAUCAAAAGAUAUGUCAGCAAGUGAAGUUGGAAGACUAAUGGGAGCUAUAAGUGAGGAACUUCCACUAAAUGAUCUGAACAUUGAUGCUCUCUACACAAUGCCAAACAUGUUAUCAGAAGAUGUUACAAGGGGACUUCAAACACUAGAAGAGACAGGGGGAGGAAAGAGUUUACAGACAGAACUCCAAUUAAAGAUGAUGGAAGACAGACAAGAAUUUGCUGAGAAAAUAAACCAUAAAAUAAAGGAACAAUCUCCUGAAGACCUCGCCAAAUAUCAGAAGGUGAAGUCACUAGAGAGAUCGGAAGGUGGUGUCAAGAUAAUAUUACAGAGUAAACUGAAUCCCUCUGAGACUAAGGAGAUUUUAAUGCCGGAUGAAAAAAGUCCUUUGAAGUCCGAAGAGCUCAUACAUUCCUAUUUUAAUGAUAUCCCCCCAGUUUCCAGCAAGAUCAACCAGGGUCUGGGAAUCUAUGGUACUCUAAUGGGCUUCCAAUCUGCAAAUCAGAUGUUUGCUGAAGGGAAAGACUGGGAGGGGGGGGUCAUGCUUGCUCAGGGGGUUCACGGUGUAACCGAACUGACUGGUGUUAAUGCAGCGGUGAAUGACUUUGUUAGCGCUACUGCUAAGACUGCAGUUUCCAAGAUCUCUGUGCUUGGGCUUGAGGAAGCCACAGAAACGCAAAUCACUGGCACUCUGGCUAAAGCUGGCGAAGUAGCUGAGAUGAUCCCUCUGCUUUCAGUAGGAUUCACUGUAUUUAACAUAUAUGAAGAUCUGCAUCAAAACACUCCGAUUGGGAUAGCAGAUGCAGUUCUGGAUGGAGUAAUAUUUCUCACAGCUCUGGGGGGUCCUGAAUUGCUACCAGUCACUGUAGCUUUGAGUAUAGUCCGUCUACUACUUGAUCCACUGUACAAUGAAAUCAAACAUGAGCUAGACGUUCUACCUCCUGAUGCCAACACAGGGGAGAAAUUUGUGGCUGUUAUUAAAGGGACUGGCUUAGCCCUGAAAGAUGUCUCAAACAGCUUUGUAGAAAUAUAUGAGCAGAUAUCUUUUAUUGGACUGUUCUAUAAUAUUCACAAUCUUGAAACGGAACACAGGCAGAGCAUGGACACAGUGCACCAACUGCAAACUGCUGAGAACUACUUCAAGAUCUUAGAUGAGCAGCAAGAUGGUAAAUGCCACAAACUAAUAGACUUCACUAAAGGGGAGGAUUCUGCCUAUGGAGGAAACUUGCGCAUUGAGCUGACAGAUCACAGUUCAAUGGUCAUCACACUCCAUGAUCCCAUCACAUCCAACAGAAUCACAAAAGAAAUAUACUUUGAAAAGGACUGUGAAUCGGUGGACCUAGUUAUGGGGAUCGGGGAAGCUGUGAAUAUUCAAAUGAAGCAGAAAUCAGCCACUGUCUUGUGGUUCAUUCCUGUAAGAAAGGAGAGCGUCAUUUCUUCCAUUACUCAGGACAUCGCAACACUGUAUGGCACUUACUUGGGUAAUGCCAAACCCAAUCGCUUCUAUGCUGUGCAACAAAACAUAAUCAAAGGUCUUUCAUACACCCUGGAUAAAUAUCACUAUGAGCUCUAUGGCAAAGAUGGCAAUGAUAUCUUUUUCUUAGGGCCACAGAACACUUUUGUCCAUGGUGGCAAUGGCCAAGAUAUUUACUAUAUCCCACAGGAUGGAGGGAUAACGGAAAUCUGCAAUCAGGCAGAUGAUAAAGCCAUGGACCUUUUACUCUUUAACAAUACCUUUCAGCAAAUACGGGCAAGGAAAACCGGCAACAAUCUUAAGAUUUUCAACAACAACUUGCAUCUAGUUCUGAUUAAAGACUGGUUCCUUGGAGAAGAAUACAGGCAUAUGAAAUUUAAGAGCUCAGAAGGGAUUUUGUUUGAUGUUGGACAAGUUACGGGGAAAGGAAUUGUGGCUUUAUCCCCUACUGUUUUGGAUUUCUCAAAGAAACAUUCGAAGGUAGAAGUUAACCUGCAAAAUCCAACAUGGAAGACAGUAGUCACAGUGGUAGGAACUGACUAUGAUGACGUUAUAAAUGGAAACCAGCUAAAUAAUGUCAUUCAGGGUCGGGGUGGUGUCAACCACCUCUCUGGACGCGAAGGUAAAGACAUGUAUAUAAUACAGGAUAAAGGAGGCUGUGACACCAUUGAUAACUUUGCAGAUGAUGGCCUAAUUGACAUGGUAGAACUGCCUGUGGACUACGUCACUCUGAGAGUUGAUAUUGCUCCACCCCAGUCUCUGAAAAUAUGGGAUUCCAGUGGGAGAACAUGUGUUAUCAUCAAGGACUGGAAGAGAGGUUGGCAGUGGCAGCACAUCGUAUUCAAAACCAAAGACUUUGUGAUGUUCCAGGUCUCCAACACAUCAGCGGAGCCACAGCUCAGCCCACUGAUAUUAGACUACAGUGAUUCGAAGAAAGGUAUAAACAUUGAUUUACAGACCAUUCCAGGAAAUGAGCAUAUAAUGACUGUGAUCGGAUCCCCAUAUUAUGAUAUUAUAACAGGAAAUAAAAAAUCCAACUUCAUUCAAACAGGAAAAGGUGGAGGCAAGGUAACAGGAGGAGAUGGAAGCGACAUAUAUGUUAUAGGGUGUGACAGUGCAUCCUUUAAUUUGGAGAUAAAUAACUAUGCAGAAGAUGGUGCCACUGAUUUACUUUAUGUUAACAGGAAUUACAACACUUUGCAUUUUUCUGAUGAUAAUACUGACCUCAGAAUCAGUAGUAAAUCAUACCGUGCUUUACAUCAUACUGAUCCCAAUGCUGAUAUCGAAACCAGUAGUGAAUCAUUUUGCAAUAUUCAACUACACAGCUGGUUCACAUCAGAAAGUUUCAGACAUUUAAAAAUACACACAGAGGAUGGAAUAACCUUCAGUUUGCCCAGUGGAACAGAACCUGUGGUACAUGCUGUUGACAACUCCAGAGACACGCUACCUAUAAAUGUUAUUGACACUAAGUCCGGUAUAUAUGCUGGGGCAAGCAACAUAAUGGGUCCUCCUAGAAUGAUAGAAAUCUAUGGGAAUGCAAAAGACAAUUAUAUUGACCCAGGAACAAACGGAGCAUCAAUGAUGGGUGAAGAGGGCAGCGACACCUACGUAUUGAGGAAACACUAUGAAGGCACCUAUGAAAUUAACAAUUUUGCAACUGACCACAAAGUAGAUUAUCUCAAACUUGAUGUAGACUUUAAAGCUAUACAAUACACACAAAUACCUGAAAAGUAUUUUUUACCUAAAAAAGACCUACUUCUGACUGCUCCAUCAGUUGCCAAAUGGCGUUGCCGGCUUUCAAAUUAUAAAACAAUAUCCAAUUACAGACAUUUGAUAGUGCAGACCAACGAUGUGUUCUUCACUUUCUCAGAUGACACAUUUGAGAUCCAACCAAUGUUCAUAGACAAGAGAUUUUUCCCUAAUGAAUUACAUCUUGAUCUAACAUCUCAGAUUUUCCGUUCUGUACCCAUAGUGUACGGGUCUCUCCAGAAAAGAAACUUUAUUUCUGGAAAUACGCUGAAUAACACAAUUAUAGGGGGUAAGAACACGGAUGUAUUGUUUGGCCUAGAAGGGAAUGAUGUUCUCCAAGGGUCUGAUGGCAAAGAUUAUCUUUCAGGAGGACCUGGAGAUGAUCAAAUCCACGGAGGUAAAGGAAAUGACCUAAUCUUGGGUGGUGAAGGGGAUGACGUUAUCUAUGCGGGCCAGGGGGCUGACACAAUUUAUGGAGGACCAGGAUCAGAUACCUUACUGUUUGUUGGAGACUUUAGCAAUAAAACUGGAGUUUUCAUAAAUUUGGAUAUUGGCUACGGAGCUGGUGGGGAUGCAGAAGGCGACCUUUACUUUGGAAUGGAAAAUGUACUGGGUACCAGUUAUGAUGACAUUGUGGUAGGCAAUGAUGAUAACAACUACUUAAGUGGUGGAGGAGGCAAUGAUCUUAUUCAGCCAAUGGGUGGACACGAUGCCCUUCAUGGAGGAGAAGGAGAAGAUGUGUAUUGUCUUAUCGGUGCUACUGGUAUGAAAAUGAUUGACAACUUUGCUACUGAUGUAAAAGAUGAUCAGAUUUAUAUUGAAGAUUCCGGUGACAUAUUGGGAUUUUCUCAAAACAAAUCAAGUAAUGACCUUGACAUAAUCUUUGUGUAUAAAAAUAAAUCUGACGAAGGGCUUGGCAUUAUUGUGAAAAACUGGUUCAUCUCAGAAAAACACAGACAUCUUCAUUUGAAAAUGUGUAAGCCGUUUAUAAAAGAUUGUUUGCAUUUCAAUCUUGUAAGCACCAGUUACACUGGACCUUGGCCCCAUUAUACACAAUUUUAUUCUUGAAAAAUCUAAAUAUAUAUAGGCCCCAAUAUGGCAUUUUCGAAAUGUCAAAAGUGCUACCAUUGACAAGUAAUGUAUAUAUAGCGUCAAGCAGACAAAAAGAUUUAGCUAAUGUGGUGCACAAAUGAAAGAUACAGUACAUUAAACAUUAAAAAUAUUUACAAUUUAAAAGUUUAGAACCAUAGGUUAAAAGUUAAAACCAGUAAAAUAGGACAAAGAAAUCUAGAAGUGUGUGAAUAGAUUGAAAAAAAUGUGAUUAAAAUCUGCAAUGUACAGUAUGUCCACUUGAAUGUCCUAUUAAUAAAGUUUUACUUAUGAGAAAA